Messenger RNA from Solenopsis invicta (red fire ant), 2021 nucleotides. RefSeq names its product odorant receptor 43a. The transcript is spliced from 7 exons. Gene Ontology annotation, molecular function: olfactory receptor activity; odorant binding. Bases 659 to 1738 code for a protein of 359 amino acids. The record is from RefSeq and is a predicted model, not a curated record. Gene Ontology annotation, biological process: detection of chemical stimulus involved in sensory perception of smell; sensory perception of smell. Gene Ontology annotation, cellular component: plasma membrane. NCBI's taxonomy places the organism in Eukaryota, Metazoa, Arthropoda, Insecta, Hymenoptera, Formicidae.
UAUCUUUUCUUAAAAGGGUAAGCUUUAUGAUAAUUAUUAAUACGAUAAACUGUAUAAUUUUCUUAAAAGUGAUUAUUUUAUUAUAUUUUACUAUAUUUCAAAAUUUAUUUAGUUAUUUAAUUCACUAUCCAAUAAUAAUGGCAAAAGCUUAUAUAGAAUUAUACCGAAAAUAUAGAAGGAAGAAAUAAUGCGAUAAACAUAGAUUCCUGCAACUAUUGUUAUCUAUCAACGGAUAUUUUAAUGGUAUUGUAUAUCGACUAUUAUACUAUGUAUAGUUAUUAGCUAUAGCUGUAGAAAAAAGUGGGUGCAUACGUUCGUUUUUUUUUCGUUAAUGCUACAUCUACCUAUUAUUAAGUUUUUUGUUCACGAAUUAUUACCUGCAGUGGUCGACACUGAAGUGAUGGAAACGUCCAGCGAGGGUGAAUAAUUAAUACACAUUGUUACAGGUGGAUCGUAUAUUCGUUUUCUCCAAAAUGAUUGUUGAGAGCAUGCGCGAGAAAUGUUUUUUACAAGGUUACGUCGAUUCAUGUGAGAGGAACAGACGUCAGUCUCUAUACAAUAUUCGAUAGAUUUUGAAUGGGCAGUGAAACUGAAUCGUUUCACUUUAAAUUUGAUUGGACUGUGGCCUAAUAGUGCACAAACUUCUCGACAAAAAUUAAUGUGCAAUUUUCGAGUGCUCGCUGUUUUUUUGAGUAUAACGUUUGGUCUGCUUAUUCCUCUUCUACAUUCUUUGACAAGAAUUUUUGGAAACCUUGUAUUAAUGCUAGAUAAUUUACAAUUUACUCUACCAUUGAUGAGUUGCUCGAUAAGAAUCGCAAUUUUCUGGUGGAAGAAAGAAGCUAUCGUACCGAUCAUGAAUAUGAUCCUGGAGGAUUGGUUAAAGUUAAAAAGUGUGCAAGAGAGAAACUUAAUGAUCAGAAGAGCACGAAUUUCACGCAUAAUUAUUAUAUUCUCAUAUUGCAUAAUGGGAACAACAUGCUUUUUUGUUAUCAUUCUACCUAUCUUUGGAAUAUCGAUGAGAACUAUGACCAAUAUUACUGAUCCAGGCAAACCAUUGCCUUUACAAACUCAUUUCAUUUACGAUGUAACAAAAAGUCCACAGUAUGAAUUGACAUAUAUUAGCCAAUCUAUUUAUAUUAUUUUCGCUAUGAUGUCUUAUAGUGGAAUUGAUAAUUUUCUUGGAUUAAUGGUUUUCCAUAUAUGUGGUCAGUUAGACAUUUUGAAGAAUCGUUUAACAAGUUUUGAUAAAUAUAUAAACUCUCACGAGAUACUAAAAAGUUGUAUAACAAGACAUAUCUACUUGCUUAGAGCUAUUGACAUUAUUGAAGAUGCGUAUAAUAUAAUUCUUCUUUUCUUAUUUGUAUAUUUUGCGAUACUCUUCGCUUUUUAUGGUUUUAUGAUAAUGUCUCUAUUUGAUGAAGGAAAUGAUAUAUCACUCUCUCAUUUGGCAUACUUUGUAUCCACUGUAAUUAAUAUAUUUGCACAUAUGUGCUUAUAUUGCGCUGUUGGUGAGAUUUUAGUUGCCAAGUGUAAUAAAAUAUAUUAUGCGGCAUAUAGUAAUAAAUGGUACGCUAUGAGUUUACAAGUACUUCGAAGCUUGUUGUUUCUAAUGAUAAGAGGCUCUAAACCGGUCUAUCUUACUGCUGGAAAAAUAUUUCCUUUAACGAUGACAACAUUUUGCAGUUUAUUAAAAACAUCAGUUGGAUAUAUAUCGGUUUUGCAUACAGUACGAAGUUAAUACUAAAGUUAAUACUAAAGGUAAACUUGAAUUUUUUUUGAUAAUCAAAUUUUUAUGAAAACGAUAGAAACUGUAAUAACUAUAUAUAAGUAUUAAUAUCUAAUUCCUAAUUGUAGAUUUUAUUACAGGAAUUUAUUGAAAAUAGCUAGGAAUUUUAUUAAAUAAUAGAUGAAAUCUGGAAUUAAAUUCAAACCUGAAUCAUGUAAUCCGUAAAUAUUUAUAUUUCUAAAACAUUGUUUAUCUCUCAUGUUAUUUAAUAUUAAAUAAAGCAUAAUUAUUGUAA